Danaus chrysippus (African queen) is the source of this 294-nucleotide messenger RNA. The record is from the annotation of a GenBank genome assembly. Lineage: Eukaryota; Metazoa; Arthropoda; Insecta; Lepidoptera; Nymphalidae.
AUGGAACAGUGUGGUGUAUUAUUUUAUACAGCCGGCCCUCAGACAGGAGUGGUCCUGGAUAUUUUCUCCACGGACCGCAAUGUGCGUUCGAAAUGUCGAUGUUCAAAUGUGUCCUGCAGUUCACACUAUGACGCGCAGUUAACUGCGUUCUUCAUCGACCCGCGAGCCAAGAACUCAGACCGCGAGUCCCACUCCUGGGGUCGCUCCAGAUUCUCCAACGGCAGAAACCUGAACGCUGAGUUCAUACGCUCACAGAGAGAUUGUAAGAGACGCACCCACCAUCACACGGCCUAG